This is a messenger RNA of Exaiptasia diaphana, 1856 nucleotides long. RefSeq names its product cyclin-D1-binding protein 1 homolog. The transcript is spliced from 12 exons. NCBI's taxonomy places the organism in Eukaryota, Metazoa, Cnidaria, Anthozoa, Actiniaria, Aiptasiidae. Gene Ontology annotation, biological process: regulation of cell cycle. The coding region runs from base 352 to 1404 and encodes 350 amino acids. Gene Ontology annotation, cellular component: nucleus. The record is from RefSeq and is a predicted model, not a curated record.
UCGGAACCAAAGAGUAAACAAAUCCAUAAUUCUUGUUGGAAUUCCGUUGCAUUUUUGCCCAAAAGUGAACGUACCUUUUUUCUAAGUUGAUGGGUAACAUUCAACAUAGUGCCUUCUUUCAACUGUACAUCUUUGCCGAUUGUUUUAAUAACCGUUCCACUGCUUUACUGGACAACCAAACAGUCUUAACGACCUGACACCAUUACAUUAUCAGUGCAAAUUGGGUUCUAAACAGAGACAACAACAGCUCAUGGAAUAUUCAUAUGGACGCCAUUUGAACCUUGACGUCACGUGACCUGAUGUCUGUGCCAAUACACAGGAAUCCMAAUUUUAAAGAAAUAGAAAUCCAAGAUGGCUGCCGCGAAGAAGUCUACAAAUGAAGAAAUUUUGUCGUCUUUGAUUGAAACUUUGCAGCUAUGUGCAAGCAAAAUGAAAGAGGGAAGUUUAGGUCAAGUGAUGGAAGACUUAGAAACAAGUUUCUCAAUGGAAGAUUUCUGGUUAAAAUUAGGGAUGACAUUCCGUGCUGUUUCCAAAGAAGCCACCACUUUAGCAGUGAUGUUCUCMAAGCCUCCGCCUCCAUCUGGAGAGGACCUGGAAGGACUUCUGACUGGAUUUGAGACAGCCAUCAUAGGCAUGCUAACUGUUUUCCAUUCUCUUCCCAUGARUCAAGGGAGAACUCUUCAUAAGAGAUUGCAAAUCACUAUAGUGAACAUUCUUCAUGAUUCCAAGAAUUUUAUUGAAUCUUUGAAAAAUGAAGGAUGCAAAAGUCCACAGGUUGUCAAUCAUUCCACAGGGUCCAUCUGGGAAAGAUGUGAUUGCUUCCAUACUUUACCUCUGGAUAAUAAGUGCGCUGUUUUAGAAGUCUUACAAUCAUCUGCUGUUCUGGUAAAGGAUGCUAUCUGUGAACUUGACCAGAUUCAAAAAUCAAAUGGCCUUCACGACACUAACCCAUUGGAAGAUARCGAUGGAAGUGAUAAUAUUAUAGAUCAAGGUUGGUCAGAGAAGGACCGUCAGUUGGUAUCUCCAUGUGGAGGCAUGGUCAAGGCUUGCCGCUCCUGUCUUAAAAAAGUAUCAGAUGCCAUCCGAACAAAUGCCAAGACAACCACUUUAGAACUCAACAAGGAUUUAGACAAUGUUUCAAUACUUGUGACCAAAAUAAGCCCAAAAGUUGACGAUAUUAUUAGUGGUUUGUAUGCUCCGAUUGCACGAGAGAGUCUACAAGAGAAUGUCCAUCAGCUGGCGGAUAUUCUGGUCAACCUCCUUGAAAAAUCACGAGCUGCGCACUUCACAGACGAAACUAAAGACAAUUCUUGGAUCGAUUUUCUGAAGAAGGCUAUUGAACACAACAAGGCGAAACUCACCACAAUUAUGAUGGAACAGAUAUCAUUGAACAACRWGACAUAGCACAAMAGCUUAUUCACUGUUUASUCUCCAUGAAUACAUCAAAUGCGAAAUGAAGUUGUGCKGAGAAUGCGGWAGUYYRAGUGGUCUAGUAAUCUUCUUCAGAGUAAACUUUUCAAGUUGCUACUUUCAAAGCUCCAUCGCCAUUUUGGGCARUGAUGUGUUCUUGUCUAGAACUACAAUUACCUGUUUUAACUGUAUCUAAAAUUCAAGUACACAUAGGAAAGUGUUUUCAAAUUUUAUUUUCAAUUAAAUUAACUAAGGCUUGUAAGUUCAAAAGCAAYAUAAUCUUAGAUGGAAGUUGCAUUGUUCAUGUUGAAUGGCAAAGCCAGUUCAGUUCUGGCGCACGGACACAUGCAGAAAAAAGCAAAGCAAUUGUUACUAAUAAAUCGGAUGCUGAAGACUGCUUUGGCUCGUGUAGAUUCUACUAUUAAAAUAAAUUAAACUAUACAAUA